UGAAAGAUGUCGAAAGCUGCAGUCGAGCGCAGCAGUCUUGUAGCCGUAGGGCACAGGAAAAUGACCAGGAGUAAAACAGACCUACCAAGAAAAAGUUAUUAUUUCGCUGAAAUUAGAAAAAUCAACACCAGUAAAGCAAAUAGAUACAGAAAAGCUUUUAUCUACAUUGGCAGCCAGAUAGACAGGUGGAAGAAGGCCAUGGAGCUUUGGGAGAUUCCACGCAAUUCGGAUUUUGCCAAAUUUCUUCUGGAUCGGCUAGAUAUUGAAAACAGGACCAAGCUGCUGGAACAACAAGAAGAACAGUCAGCACACCAGAGCCAACAACUGAAAAACAAUAUCACUGAUCAAGGGCUGGUAAAGGAAGAAAUGGAAGAUGGAUGUGCAUUCACUGCCAAUGUGGAGAACCAGUAUGUGUCACAAGAUGGCCCAGGAACCCAGUUGAAGAUAGAUAACAUGGAUGUAUAUGAUCCUGGGGAGAGUGCUGAGUCAUUGUGUCAAGCUGGUCUGACUUCUGGUGACUGUCUCCAUCCUGUGACCCAGUCUCCCAUCAGCUAUGACAAUAUUCAGCAUGAACACAUUGAUGUAGAACAGCAGAAUAUCAUCAAGAAAAUGAUUCAGCAGACAAACUCUCUUCCUGUUCCCAGCUUGUUUAUAAAGCAGAUAGGGAGAAAAAAAGACACUAUGAAUAUACCCUCUCCACUUUCCCAAUUGAACUGGAAAUCAAAUUACAGCCGAAUGGGGAAAAAGAAGACUAUUUAUAAGUGUCAUCAGUGUGGCAAGAGAUAUAAGGACAAGACCUGUUUUUUGAAGCAUGAAAGAAGACAUGCUGCAGGUGAAAUGACCUUUAUUCCGUGUGAUCACUGUGAUAAAAAGUUUAAAUCACAGGAGAGCUAUCAGCGUCACCAGAGGUCGCUUCCAGGUGUUAAGCCAUACCAGUGCCAUUUCUGUGAGGAGAAAUUCCAACGAAAGAAGGAUUGCUACAAUCAUGAAAUUAGCCAGCAUGGUCCCAAGCCUUAUAAAUGUUCAAUCUGCCCUAUGGCUUUUGGCUGUAAUUCAGCUCUGAUUGUCCAUGUGCGAUACCACACUGGGGAGAGACCCUAUGCCUGCCAGUAUUGUGGGAAAAGGUUCUACAACAGGUGCCACCGUAGGGACCAUGAGCUGAUCCACAAAUUUGAAGAAAAUCCGGACUGUGCCAUAUUUCCAUGCCAGUCUUGUGGGAAGGUCUUCAGAAGGAAGAGAAAUUUGAAAACACAUGAGAAGAUCCAUGCUGCAGUGAAGCCUUACCAGUGUCAGUAUUGUGAGAAGUCCUUCAUCUGUAAGACCAACCUGACCAGUCAUGAAAAAUUACAUGUAGGUGAAAAAACAUGUAAGUGCCAAUACUGUGAAAAAGCUUAUGUAGACAUCCAUUCUCUUAGAAGACAUGAAAAGCUUCACUUAAGGGAAAGAUCCUUUCAGUGUCAGUUUUGUAGUAAAAUGUUUCUUGCCAAAAAAGAUGUUGAUAGACAUGAAAUGAUUCACACAGGUGAGAAACCUUUUCAGUGCCAAUACUGUGAGAAGGUGUUUUCUCAGAAAGGGAAUUGUAUCAGCCAUGAAAGAACUCACACUGGUGAAAAACCAUAUAAAUGUCAAUACUGCUACCAGGCAUUUACCCAUAAUGUUAGCCUUUUGUCCCAUAUCAAGUCACAUCACAGGAAAGUAAUAUAAAUUGGACAGUUUGAUUUUGAUAUGGUCCAUAUUUAUCCAGCAAAGAAGUAAUUUGGUUUUUAGGUGUUGUUGAAAUAUCCUAAUACUGGUAUGUCUACACUGUUGUAUAAAAUUUGUACACAAUGUCAGCUUUUUUAUGUACAGACACAGAUAUGUCUGUACAUAUAGCCAUCACCUGUGUCUGUUGUUGCCAUCACCGUGUACUUUUACUGAUAACAAGAUAAUUGGAAAACCAUUUUACCUUUUGGCUUGAAAC
Lingula anatina is the source of this 1960-nucleotide messenger RNA. RefSeq lists its product as uncharacterized. Gene Ontology annotation, molecular function: DNA-binding transcription factor activity, RNA polymerase II-specific; RNA polymerase II transcription regulatory region sequence-specific DNA binding. NCBI's taxonomy places the organism in Eukaryota, Metazoa, Brachiopoda, Lingulata, Lingulida, Lingulidae. Gene Ontology annotation, cellular component: nucleus. Gene Ontology annotation, biological process: embryo development; regulation of transcription by RNA polymerase II. The record is from RefSeq and is a predicted model, not a curated record.